Molecule: messenger RNA, 2150 nt
Organism: Fomitopsis serialis
Lineage: Eukaryota; Fungi; Basidiomycota; Agaricomycetes; Polyporales; Fomitopsidaceae
Exons: 5
Coding region: 1-2091 (696 amino acids)
Source: RefSeq, a predicted model, not a curated record
AUGACCUCGCCCUCGCUCCCACCACCAUCGCCGCUCAAUCUGCCAGAACCGGUGUAUGGGCACCGACGCCCUCCGUCGCCCCUGAGGAAGGCAACGACAAUCGACCCUAACACGGGCGAGAUCAGCGAGUCCGAAGAUGGCUCUGUGCACCAGUCGGAGGGUUCGCACGAAGGCAGGUCGUGGACACGCUCACACUCCCCGUCUCCAUCGGUUGCGAAGUUUGCGGCCAACAUUGCUCAGCGAGUAGGGUCGCUCGUGAACAGCGUGAGUCCUGGAUCGCGCACGAACGACCUGCCUACGGACGACGAGCUCGAGGCAGAGGCCGAACGACAACGAGAGUGGAGCAGGCGAGAGGCUGAGCGUAUUAUGCGCCAGGAGGCUGAAGACCGGCGGACUGUCGAGCAGCGCCAGCUGGUGGGCAGCUGCGAAGAACAAGCUGACGCCGACCAAGGAGUCCCUUACCCCGCACAGCAAGUCAUCCACGAAACCAAGGUCCGCGAGAAGGAGCAAGAGAAAGGAAAGAAGAAGAAAGAGAAGCAGAGGCAGAAGAGCAAGGACAGCGAUUGGCCAGCUGCACCCGAGAGCAAAUUCGAGGAUCCUGCGUUCAUGACACUAGGUCUCGCGGCCGCCUCGUCAGGUUUGACAACACCAGUGCGACCCAUAUCCGCCGCGCUAUCGUCUCCAGGUUCAUUCCAUCCGCCACCAAGUCUCACGGCGUCUCCCCUGCGCUCAGGCGACGGAUCUUCACAUGGACAGCCUAUCUACGCGCAGUUCAACGUUCAGGGCAGUCUUGACGUGCCGACUACACUAUUGACCAUCGCCAAGCGUUUCGAAAAACUGGAGAAAUGGACUGUUGGUCACGUCCGAGCCUUGGAGGAACGCAUGGACGACGUAGAGCGGUGGCUCGUGGAGAAGGAGAAGGAGAAAGAAACGGGCACGAAACCGAGAGUGAACGGAACAGACGCUGAAGGGGAAGGUGGCCUGAGUGAGGUUCGAGAAGAACUGGCAGAGAUGCAGGCCCGCGUGAGUGAGUUGGGUCGCGAGAUGGCCAAGCUCAUAACGGCGCCGGGCAACCUCGCCUCGGGCCCCUCCCGCAACUCUGCUGCCAUCGCGCGUGCGCCCUCUGCGACCUCGGCCGUCGCGGUCCGUUCCAUCUCUCAGAAUGUCGCUACGAGUCCAACAUCUACGCCACCGCGCGUAGCUGCAUCCGUCAGUCCACCCACGACCACUGCGGUGGGUUCCUCGCGGAACUCGCGAACGCGUCUUCCGUACCCUACAGGCGACUAUGCUACUCCACCGGACAGUACAAUGUUCGGACAAGGCGCAUUCUCACCUCCUAAUUCCCCUCCAUCGUCAAUCACCUCUGCCACUAGGCAUCGACACAUGUCAAUCUCCGGGCUGCCGGGGCAAGGCAUGGCCUCCGUCAGUAUCUCACCUUCUGGCGUUCCCGCGGAGAGUCGCCCAUGUCUGCUGCCAGCCCGCCGGCAUUCGCCGAUUAUGAAGCGCGGGUAUCGUGAGAGCUACGAGGAACGCGAACUUCCAGUCACACCUCACCGGCGUAGUCAAUCCAGAGAGAUCAGCACUGCGUUCUUCUCGACGUCUCCAUUGUCCACCUCGCCGAAGCCUGAUGCCGACGACUCGGACAGCGACUCGGGUGCCAACGAGGAGACCGUUGGCAAGUCAGCCGGGCGACGCUCCGGUAUUGCUGCAGCAGCCGCCUCGGAUGCAACAGACGACGAGGAACGAAGAUCACCGUCUGUUUCACCCAUCUCGACACCGUCUGCGAAGCGUGCACGCCCGCAGACGAUGUACGGCUCGCAAUUCUCGAUCGCUGCGCCGUCUCCUGUCACUCCCCUGAACGUCCGCCUGCGUUCGCGGUCAACCGACAGGUUUGGAUUGGGGAUAUCAGAUAGCAACGGCGCGCCCGUGCCCGCUACCCUCACGUCCAAGUUCGUGGACCCGCUGGUUGUGCGCCGACAAACAAAGGAUGCCUUGACGGGUGUCCAGCCGAACCCACCAAAGGUGAUGCCUGGGAAGCCCAGGGCACCUGUAGGAGAGUUGGUGGCUUUCUUCGAUCAGGAUAAGGCGUGAGGGUGUGUUUCUUGGACGUCCGGACGUUACGACGAAGUUUACAUUAUCACUCGCAUGCU